GCGCUCCGGCAGCUGCGCUUUGCAGAGCGGCUCGAUCUUCCAGGACGGACGGAAGAAAAAAGCAGCAGAGAGAGAAGCGACAGAGCGGCUGAGCUGAGCGGGAGGAGGAUGUGAGGACAGCUGGAUGCGGACAGAGAGCGCGCGGCUGGACUGACCGCCUUUAGGGAGGCCUUUGCUCUGCACCUGUCCCCCUCCGUCUCCAGGCGCAGUUUUGGCCACAGCGGCGCUCCUUUAUUUAUCGGGGAGGCGCUCUGACGCACGGCUCCGCCGGAGGCGCGCGCACAGGCUCAGACAGCAGCAUGACUUCAGCCUACAGCCUGGAUUUUCUGCCCGACCUGAUGGUGGAGAGCCGCCUGCUGGUCCCCGGAGACAGAAUUAACGGCACGGCCGGGAAGAUGAACGGGGCGCUGGAGCAUUCGGAUCAGCCGGACCCGGACGCCAUCAAGAUGUUUGUGGGUCAGAUCCCGCGCUCCUGGUCGGAGAAGGAGCUGAAGGAGCUGUUUGAGCCAUACGGAGCCGUCUACCAGAUCAACAUCCUCCGAGACCGCAGCCAGAACCCUCCACAGAGCAAAGGCUGCUGUUUUGUCACGUUUUACACAAGGAAAGCUGCCCUUGAAGCCCAGAAUGCACUGCAUAACAUAAAGACCUUAACAGGGAUGCAUCACCCUAUUCAGAUGAAACCUGCAGACAGUGAGAAAUCUAAUGCUGUGGAAGACAGGAAGCUGUUCAUCGGCAUGGUUUCCAAGAAGUGCAACGAGAACGACAUCCGGGUCAUGUUCUCUGCGUUCGGACAGAUCGAGGAGUGCCGGAUCCUCCGGGGGCCCGACGGGCUCAGCAGAGGUUGUGCGUUUGUCACGUUUUCCACCAGAGCCAUGGCACAGAAUGCAAUCAAAGCCAUGCACCAGUCUCAGACCAUGGAGGGCUGCUCGUCUCCCAUCGUGGUGAAGUUCGCCGACACGCAGAAGGACAAGGAGCAGCGGCGACUGCAGCAGCAGCUGGCGCAGCAGAUGCAGCAGCUUAACAGCGCCACCACCUGGGGGAGCCUGACGGGCCUGGGCGGCCUCACCCCGCAGUAUCUGGCUCUGCUGCAGCAGGCCGCCUCCUCCGGCAACCUGGGAGCCUUCAGCGGGAUCCAGCAGAUGGCCGGUAUGAGCGCUCUGCAGUUGCAGAACCUGGCCACUUUAGCGGCAGCGGCGGCAGCAGCUCAAAACUCAGCCAGCCCCUCCACCGCAAACCCCCUGUCCUCCAGCGUCGCCUCCCUGGGAGCGUUGGCCAGCCCAGCGGCAAUCCUGCUUUGUUGGCAACGCUUUGAUGAGCUGAAGGCAGGCACAACAGCCAGCUCUAACGCCGGUGCCAUGAACUCUCUGACCUCUCUGGGUACCCUGCAGGGCCUGGCAGGCGCCACUGUGGGCCUGAACAACAUCAAUGCACUAGCAGGUAGCAUCAACAUUGCUCAAAUGCUCUCAGGUAUGGCGGCUCUAAACGGAGGCCUGGGCGGCGCAGGGCUCACCAACGGCACGGCCGGCACCAUGGACGCGCUGACGCAGGCCUACUCAGGGAUCCAGCAGUACGCCGCCGCAGCGCUGCCCACCCUCUACAGCCAGUCCCUGCUGCAGCAGCAGGGGGCCGCCGGCAGCCAGAAGGAGGGUCCUGAAGGUGCCAACCUCUUCAUCUACCACCUGCCCCAGGAGUUUGGAGACCAGGACCUCCUGCAGAUGUUCAUGCCUUUUGGAAAUGUGGUGUCGGCCAAAGUCUUCAUCGACAAACAGACAAACCUUAGCAAGUGCUUCGGCUUCGUCAGCUACGACAAUCCGGUGUCGGCUCAGGCAGCCAUUCAGGCCAUGAACGGCUUCCAGAUCGGCAUGAAGCGGCUGAAGGUGCAGCUGAAGCGUUCCAAGAACGACAGCAAACCUUACUGAUCUUAGCACUAGGUCUAUCUGCUCCCCCAGUUAGCACUGCUAGGAACAACCCAUCUCCAUGCCUGUUAGUUCAUCGUUUGCCUAGCAUGUCUUCGUGGCGUCCAAAAAAACAAACAAAACAAAAAAAACUUUAAACAAACAAAAACAAAAAAAAAAAAGUGUCACGGUCCUCUUCCUCCUACCCCGUCAUUGUUUUCUCUGAUGUCUUUUCCGAGCUCACCUGAUCAUAACCUGGUUCUCCUCCUCCUCCACCGCUGCCUACUGAUCUUUUAAGCUUUUAGCUUUUUUGGACUUUUAAAUAUAAGUAAUUGUUUUCACUUUUGUGUUUUUAUUUUAUUUUUUAUUUUUUUGCAUGUGACCUCAUUUGGAUGUGUUUUUCUGGGCGGGUUUCAGGGAGGGAGAAAAUAAACAAAUGUGAAAAAGAUAUAAAGCUGCAUACGUAUAAAAUUAAACUCAAAAGACUGAGAUUUUUAUUGAACAAAUCUUUUUUUUUUUAAGUAAAAAAAAAAGAAAACCUGUGGUAAAGUGAUUUCCAUUCAGUUUCUUUCCUUUGUUUUUCUUCUUUAUGCGAUUUUCUUCAUUUUAUGGUAAACUUGACAGGAAUUGCUGCGUCAUCUUGCUUCUGGUCGCCGGCGGAAACAGAAAAAGAAAACGGCGCCAGAAGCAGUUGGCAGCAGUUUCUCUGAGAAAUAAGACUACUUCCACACAGUUUUGAAUAAAAACUGUCUGAUCCAAUAUUAGACUCUCUCUCAGAGCUCUCUAAUGGUUUUUACAUUUUUCAGGCAGUGUAAAGUUUUUUGAUAAGGCCAUUUUAAGUGGCUCAGUUUCUCAUUCAAAGUCUAUAUAUAGAACCACUUUUUUCUAGAGUAGUUUAAAGGUAAAAAAAUAAAAAUAAAAAAGACAUUUGCCCUGUUUGGGGGGGAGAAAUGCUACCUACUCGUGUCACCUUUUGCUGAACUGACUCACAGAUAGACAAUCCGUGGUUUUAAAUGCACAUGAUGAAAUUACCUAUAUUUUCUACUGUUUAAAUGUAUAGAGGAAAAAAAAAAAAAA
Cyprinodon tularosa is the source of this 2972-nucleotide messenger RNA. RefSeq names its product CUGBP Elav-like family member 2. Bases 300 to 1919 code for a protein of 539 amino acids. Gene Ontology annotation, molecular function: mRNA 3'-UTR binding. Gene Ontology annotation, cellular component: ribonucleoprotein complex; nucleus; cytoplasm. The record is from RefSeq and is a predicted model, not a curated record. Gene Ontology annotation, biological process: regulation of alternative mRNA splicing, via spliceosome; mRNA splice site recognition. Lineage: Eukaryota; Metazoa; Chordata; Actinopteri; Cyprinodontiformes; Cyprinodontidae. The transcript is spliced from 15 exons.